Molecule: messenger RNA, 18358 nt
Organism: Toxotes jaculatrix (banded archerfish)
Lineage: Eukaryota; Metazoa; Chordata; Actinopteri; Toxotidae
Gene: kmt2a
Product: lysine (K)-specific methyltransferase 2A
Exons: 34
Coding region: 1-13644 (4547 amino acids)
Biological process (GO): positive regulation of DNA-templated transcription
Cellular component (GO): nucleus; histone methyltransferase complex
Molecular function (GO): histone H3K4 methyltransferase activity; zinc ion binding; DNA binding
Source: RefSeq, a predicted model, not a curated record
AUGGCGCACAGCUGUCGGUGGCGGUUCCCUGCUCGGCCCGGAGGGAGCAGCAACUCCGGUACCGGGAGGAGAGCGGGCCGAAUCAGGGUUACUGCCUCUCUGCGGAGUGUCUCUGGAGCCCACCCCAACGCAACUGGGCUCGGACCCGGGUUUGAUGCUGCACUACAGGUCUCUUCGGUUAUCGGGAGCAACCUGCAGAAAUUUCGGGAUGUUUUGGGGGAAUCGAGCGACUCGAGCAGCGGGGAGGAAGAAGCAUUUGGAGGAUUUGGAACAGUUGUUGAGCAGAAAAGAGUACAGAGCCCUACAACAACCUCUUCAGGCCCACUCAUUCAGGAAAAGAAGCCCAGAGGCCGACCCCCACGGGCCCUGAGUUCCCAGAAAGCUGCUGCAAGUCUACCUUCCUUGUCCCCCCUUCCCUCCCCCACACAGGCAAAACCUGAGGGCCCAGAAAGGCCAGCUGAGAAGGUGAAAAGGCUGCCUGGGAGGCCACCUGGCACCGGGGAAAAGAGAAGAGGUCGACCCCCAUCAAGUAGCAAGAAAGCUUGGAGUACAGGCAGCCAUGCAGCGGGGGAGGACAGUAGGCAAGUUGGGUCUGAGUUGGGCAUGGACACAGAGGAGGACAAGGACAGAAAGGGCGCCAAGAGGACGCCACUGGGCUCUGCUCAGCCUCAUGACAGUGAGACAAAGCUUUCCAAAGGUGGGCGGGUUGAAUCCAAAGUUACCAACCUGAAGAGGCUGAGAGCAACUAAACUCGCCCCUCUCAAGUCACGGCUCAAGACUUUGCCUGGUGUACCCCGACGCAGACGUGGGCGACCACCCUCAGCUGAGCGGCUCAAAGCUGAGGCGGCAGCUGCUGCUGCUGCUGCACAGCUGUCUGCCUCCAUUGAAUGUUUAGAUGGGAAACACAAGACCUUUAGGAUCAGAGGGGGGGACAGAGGCACAGAACCACACACUCCCCAGCAACCCGUUCUGAGGAAUGUGGAUGGAGCUGAGAACCAGGACUCUUCCAAUCCACCUGCCUCCCCUCCUCCCUCCAAGCCAGGCAGGACAGUGGGACUCAGAAAAAGUCCUCGCCAUAGAAAACCUGUAAGAAUUGUCCCCCAUUCUAAACGCACUGAUGCAACCAUUGCUAAACAGCUGCUGCAGCGUGCUAAGAAAGGAGCACAGAAGCGAAUGGAGAAAGAAGCUGUAGCCAUUGGGGGUAGUGGGGCAGGAGCCAUUGAAGCUGGCAUCAGGAAGACCCAACUCAAGAACAUUAGGCAGUUCAUCAUGCCUGUGGUCAGCACUGUUUCCCUUCGCAUCAUCAAAACCCCCAAGCGCUUCAUUGAGGAUGAGGGCAGCUUUGGAACCCCGCCACCCCAUAUGAAGAUGCAACGGUUAGAAACAACCCCCUCAUCCGUCUCAACAUCUGCCCAACUCACCUCCACCACCUCCUCUUCCCCCUCUCCUGUGCUGAUCUCCUCCACACCUGCUGUUGCUAGCACUGGUACCACUGCUCCAAUUGACUCCCUUCCCCCUCCUCCACCUCCUGCCCCUGCCCCCCCUGUUCCUGCAACAGCUGCCAACCUGCUCAACAGCAACACUAACAAUGCCACCAAUGGGCGAUUUAGCAGUAGUGCCGCGUCUUGUGGCUCAAGUGCUGUGUCACAGCAUUCCUCCCAGCUCUCCUCUGCGGAGUCUUCCAGGUCCAGCAGCCCAAGCUUGGAUGACUCUUCAUGUGAUUCCCAGGGUUCUGAGGCCACACAGGCUUUGUCAGAGCCAGAGGAUCACUCUCCGUCCUCGCAAGGAGAGAGGGAGGGCAACCUGUUACACAGCUCACGGCCUCCCUCCCCUCCCUCUGAGCCUGAGCCAGAGCAUGUGUUGGCAGAGAGGAGUCGACGAGGCCGGAGAGGACAGGGGGUUGGCCGGGGAGGUCAAAGCCAGAGGGUAAGAGAGACUCUCACCACUGGGCCUAAAAAGCCUAUCAUCAGCCCACCAACAGGAGUGCUGUUGUCCUCCUCAACGCUUGUAAAUUCCCAGCAAGCUUCAUCGACAGCUUCCUCCUCUUCUUCACCUCCACCUCCUGCUCUCCUCACCCCUCCACAGCCUCCCCAGUCAGCUUCCUCCAAUACAGCUGCUAUCAGUGAACACCACCCACAGUCACCCUGGAUGUCUCAUCCCAUCCCUCCAUUCCUGUCUGGACCAUCAGUGCUGUCCAGCUUGUCAGACAAACGAAGCCGCUCAAUUCUGAGAGAGCCCACCUUCCGCUGGACCUCCCUGUCCCACCCUGAACAGCAGUACUUUUCCUCUGCCAAAUAUGCCAAGGAGGGCCUCAUCCGUAAGCCCAUAUUUGACAACUUCCGUCCUCCCCCUCUCACAGCUGAAGAUGUGGGGCUGUUGCCCCAGAGUGUUAGUGGAGCAGGGGGAGCUGCUCCAGUGGCAUUCCCUGCACCAGGCAGCGGAGCAGGGACAGGGACUCGUCUAUUUGCCCCUCUUCACCCACAUACCCACCACCCGCAUCCUUCUUCAUCCCGUUUUGAUGCACCACUCCAGAAGCGCAGUCCGUUACUCCGUGCUCCACGCUUUACACCCAGUGAGGCCCACUCUCGGAUAUUUGAGUCUGUUACCCUGCAGUCAUCCUCUGGGAGCACCCCUGGCUCUCUCUCCCCACACCAGACAUCCUCCAGCUCCAGCAGGGCGUCGCGUCGCAGGAGACGACUGGUCGCUGGAACGCUACGUGGCCAUCCACGGUCUCCUUCCCAUUCAAUGACCAGACGCAGCAGCCAAAUCGGAGGCCAGAUUUCUGUGGGGAAAGGCUCCUCUGAGAUGUCUGUGCUGACAGGCUCUGUCUCCAGUAGUAACCCUAGCUCUUUGCCAGGGGUCUCUGCAAGUCCACUAGCCACUAGUGCCUUAACUCCUGCUCAUUUCAGCUCCUUCUCCACCGUAUCGCUGGGUCUGUCCUCACAAGGGACACCUGAAAACAGGAGGGGGGCUGCUGGAAACCCUCCUCCGUUGUCAACUACAACAUCCACUUCUUCCCCACUUUUCCCUAUCUUUCCUUCCAGUGCCCAGGACACAGGGCGAGGAGCUGGGAAAGGAGGUAAAGAAAAAAGUUCAUCAGCUCCCCAGGAACCUGCUCCAAAGGAAAAGGAUAGGGAUUCUGAGAAAAACCGAGAGAAAGAGAAGGAGAAUAAGAAGGAAGGGAGAAAGGAUGGGAGGGACUCAGAAGAUGCAGUUUUAUCUCUUGCUCCAAAAAAGGCUCCAGGGAGAAAAAAAUCAACUUCGGUUGACAUGGUUUCUGACACUGCUUCCUCAGAGGUGCGUGGGGUCCAUGCCACUGUUCCCGUGUCCAUUGCUAAAGGACGUCUACCUAAGAAAGGCCGGCCCUCUGAGAAAGGAGCGGAGGUGGAGGAUGGGGAAAAGGAGAAGGAGAAACAAAGUACUCCUAGCCAGCAGGCUACAAGUCUUCAAGGGCAGCCAGGCAGACAACAGCUCCCUGUCUCCUCUCUUGGACCAGUGCUGGUACAAGCAGAGAAACAACCUGUGACUGACAAGCGGGUAGUUGGACUACUGAAGAAGGCCAAAGCCCAGCUCUUUGAGAUAAAGAAGAGUAAGCUGAAGCCUGCAGACCAGACCAAGGUCCAGGGUCAAGAAAGUGACUCUUCAGAGACCUCGGUCCGUGGUCCACGCAUCAAGCAUGUAUGUCGUCGUGCAGCUGUGGCUCUUGGCCGUAAUCGGGCAGUAUUCCCUGAUGAUAUGCCCACACUUAGUGCCUUGCCCUGGGAGGAGAGAGAGAAGAUCCUAUCGUCCAUGGGGAAUGAUGACAAGUCAUCAGUAGCAGGCUCUGAGGAGGCAGAGCCUCAAUCCCCUCCCAUAAAGCCGCGGGAGACACGGCAAAAGGCUGUUCAAGAAGUUCCUCCCAAGAAGGGGCGUCGGUCGCGACGCUGUGGCCAGUGUUCAGGAUGCCAGGUUCCAGAGGAUUGUGGUGUCUGUACUAACUGUCUCGACAAGCCUAAGUUUGGAGGACGCAACAUUAAAAAGCAAUGCUGCAAGAUGAGGAAAUGUCAAAACUUGCAGUGGAUGCCCUCAAAGAUGUUUCUUCAGAAGCAAGGCAAAGGCAAGAAGGACAAGAAAAAGAACAAGCUCACAGAGAAGAAGGAUGGUCUCAAUCCAGUUAAAGGACCAAACUCAGAGUCUGGCCCUAAACCAACUCCUGCUCCACCAAAGGAGGAGCCUCCCCGCAAGAAGAGUGAAACUCCUCCUCUAAAGCCAGGAGAUGAGAAGUCAAGACAGCAGCCAUCAUCCAAGCAAUCAUCCCCGGCCCUCACAUCUUCCCCUGCCCCUGUUGAACCCCCUCAGGCCUCCAGCACAGUCACAGCCCAGUCUCAGACUCCAGCUCUGACACCAGACCCCAAACUGCUCUCAGUCUCGAGCAGUGUCACCAGUAAGAAGGGACAAAAACCACAGCAGCCUGUACCAACAUCCUCCUCCUCGUCCUCGUCCUCUUCCACUUCAUCGUCUUCUUCAUCCUCAUCCUCUUCCUCCGCGUCAUCUUCAGCGCAGAAUUCCCCUUCUCAGUCUACACAGUCUCAUCAAGCAUCCCAACAGCAGCAGCGGCCUGUGACAAGUCAGGCACCUCUAAAAAAGGAUGCUUCACCCAAGAUUCCUCUGAGCGAGCCCAAGAAGAAGCCCCAGCAACACUCAUUGCAACAGCAACAGCAGAGCUCAGCUUCAAAUAUUUCAGAUACAGUUGAGUCAAAACAGUUGAAGAAACCAUCUUCUCGCACUGUUGCUCCAUCUCCCAAACAGAGACCAAAAGACAAGCCACUGACCACUAAACCCCCCAGCAGCAGUAAUUUAAACUGGCUGAGCACUCCCUCGACUAGGGGCCAGACAAAGUCCAGAGCGCCCUGCGACGGAGUGCAUCGUAUCAGAGUGGAUUUCAAGAGGGACCAUGAUGUGGAGAAGGUGUGGGAGGCUGGUGGCCUCAGCCUGCUCACCUCUGUGCCUGUCACACCCAGGGUGCUCUGCUUCUUGUGUGCAAGCAGUGGGAAUGUUGAGUUUGUCUUCUGUCAGGUAUGCUGCGAACCUUUCCAUCUCUUUUGCCUGGGGGAGUCAGAGCGCCCUCUCCAGGAGCAGUUUGAGAACUGGUGUUGUCGGCGAUGCCGAUUCUGCCAGGUCUGUGGGCGUCAGCACCAGAAAACUAAACAGCAGCUGCUAGAGUGCGACAAGUGCCGUAACAGCUAUCACCCGGAGUGCCUGGGUCCCAACCAUCCUACCAGACCAACCAAGAAGAAGAGAGUCUGGGUUUGCACCAAGUGUGUGCGCUGUAAGAGUUGUGGAGCCACUAAACCUGGGAAGUCCUGGGAUGCCCAGUGGUCACAUGACUUCUCCAUGUGUCAUGACUGUGCCAAACUCUUUGCUAAAGGAAACUUCUGCCCACUGUGUGAUAAGUGCUACGAUGAUGAUGAUUACGACAGCAAGAUGAUGGAGUGUGGUCGUUGCAACCAUUGGGUUCAUGCCAAGUGUGAGAAUCUGACAGAUGAAAUGUACGAGCUGCUGUCAAAGCUGCCAGAGAGUGUUGUCUACACUUGUACCAAAUGCGCUGAACGCCAUCCAGCCGAGUGGAGGACGGUGCUGGAGAGGGAGCUACAGGGCUGCAUUCGCCAUGUCCUUACGGCACUGCUCAACUCGCGCACAUCCACCCACCUGUUGCGGUACAGACAGGCGGUGAAGCCUCCGGAGCUGAACCCAGAGACAGAGGAGAGUCUUCCAUCCCGUCGUUCUCCGGAGGGCCCAGAUCCUCCAGUCCUGACAGAAGUCACCCCCACACCCCCCAGUGACUCCCCUCCAGACCUGGAGUCUGUUGAAAAAAAGAUGGAUCAAGGCCGCUACAAUUCAGUGCUGGAGUUUAGUGACGACAUCGUGCGAAUCAUUCAGACGGCUAUCAACAAUGACGGUGGCCAGCCUGAGAGCAGGAAAGCCAACAGCAUGGUCAAGUCUUUCUUUAUUCGGCAAAUGGACCGAAUCUUCCCAUGGUUCAAAGUGAAAGAGUCCAGGUUCUGGGAAAGGCAAAAAGUCUCUGCCAACAGUGGGCUCCUCCCGAAUGCUGUGCUGCCUCCAUCCCUGGAUCACAACUACGCCCAGUGGCAGGAGAGACAGGAGCUUUCCCGUGCUGAGCACCCCCACCUAAUGAAAAAGAUCAUCCCAGCUCCCCGGCCAAAGACCCCUGGUGAACCAGACUCUCCAGCCUCUCCACCUCCACUCCCUCCUUCUCUACCCCCACCGCCCCCACUCCUACCUGAUCGUGAAGACAGCCCAGAGCUCCCUCCUCCACCAGGCGUUAGCGAUAACAGGCAGUGUGUUCUGUGUCUAAAGUAUGGAGACGAGAACACUAAUGAGGGUGGCAGGUUGUUGUACAUCGGUCAGAAUGAGUGGACCCAUGUGAACUGUGCCCUGUGGUCAGCAGAGGUGUUUGAGGAUGAUGAGGGCUCACUGAAAAAUGUUCAUAUGGCUGUUCUCAGGGGAAAGCAACUGCGCUGUGAGAAGUGUCAAAAGCCAGGGGCCACAGUUGGCUGCUGCCUCACCUCUUGCACCAGUAACUACCACUUCAUGUGCGCCCGUCAGUGCCACUGCGUCUUCCUGGAGGACAAGAAAGUUUAUUGUCCAAAGCACAGGGACCUCAUCAAGGGAGAAGUGGUGUCUGGGUUUGAGGUGACCCGCAGAAUCCUGGUGGACCUGGAGGGCAUUAGUCUCAGGAGGAAGUGGCUUGCAGGGCUGGAGCCUGAAAAUGUCCACAUGAUGAUAGGCUCCAUGACCAUUGAUUGUUUGGGGAUACUCACUGAACUCUCAGACUGUAAACGCAAACUUUUCCCUGUGGGAUACCAGUGUUCAAGGGUGUACUGGAGUACUUUAGAUGCUCGAAAGCGCUGUGUAUAUACCUGUAGGAUCCUAGUUUGUCACCCUCCAGUUGUAGAGUCUGACCUGAAGAACAUGAUUGCUUCUGAGGAGAAUUGUACAAUAGCACACAGCCCGCCUCCCACAGCAGACUUUCCUGAUCCAUUUGAAUCCCCAAGGCGCUCUGACACCCUUUCCCCCACCAACACCCCCAAGCUCAGGGUUUACACCAGGAACCGGCAUCCCAGCUACCCCCCUUGUCAGCGCUCACUAGGCCCCAGGCCCAUGCCCUCUCCAGGAGGUACCUCUCAGCCCCAAAGCCAUGAGAUUGUGACAGUAGGAGACACCCUGGUGAACCCCGGCAUGCGGAAUAUUGACUCACGUCGCCACAGCUCCCCUUCUCUCUCUCCUCCUCCCCACCAGCUGAACAGACCAAGAGGAAUGACCUCCCCACCUCAGCCUUUGUCACGACCCCUUACUUCACCCCCUCCCCUCAUCCCCUCGCCUGCCAGAGACCCAGAAAAGUCCAAACACCUCAGCAGAGACUCAGCAAAGAGUCCAAUCCAGAGAGACGAUGAAAGAGGUAGAAUGUUCUCCACAGACAGAAACAGACAGCAAUCAUCCAGAGACCAAGGACUAAGAGAUCCUGACAAGGGGAGAGCGUCAAGCCGAGACCAAGCUUCGAAGGAUUCUGAGAAGAACAGAUCGUCCAGAGAGCUUGGGCAGAAAGACUCUGAGAAGGGUGAACACCUACCCAAAGAGCCAGAAAAGAGGAGACCAGUGAGUAAAGACUCAGGUCUGAAAGAAUCUGAGAGGGGAAGGCCUCUCAGUAGAGAUCCCUUAAGAGAUUCAGAAAAGGGGAGACAAAUAAACAGAGACACUGAGAAAGGGAGACAGGCAAGCAGGGAGUCAAGCAAUAGAGAGACGGAUAAGAGCAAAUCGUCCUCUAGAGAUUCCAGCUAUAAGGAUAUGGAAAAAGCUAAGUCACUUAGUAGAGAUACAGGCUUUAGGGACUCUGAGAAGCAUAGACAGUACAGCAGGGAAACAGGAAAAGACUCAGGCCAAGGUAAAGACAGACCAUCAAGCAGAGACUCUGACAAGAGUAGACCUCCCUCUAGAGAUUCCAGUUAUAGAAGCACAGAGAGAAACAAAGAAUCUGGCUCAGGGAAAGAUGGUAACCCUGGCAGUCAGUCCAAACAAGCUGGAGGUGAGAGUAAGAACCCUAGACUGGCACCUGCAGGUUCAGGCCAGUCCUCCCCUCCUGUGGGCACAGCUGUUCUCACAGGUCAGCAGAGAGGUAGCAAUAGCAAGCAGACAGACAAACAAGGGAAACACGGAGGCAAAGACCAGGAUAUUUCUGCAAACCUCAGUUUGUUGCCUCGUCACCGGUCCACCUCCACCUCCAACAUCAUCCAGUCAAAGGACAAGCCCAGCUCAGGGAAGGAGAGUAGUAGUGGCACUGGAAAUAUAAUGCCAGCUUCACACCAUAAAGAUUCUGUUGUUGGGAAAUCCAGCUCCCCACAGCCUUCAUUUCAGAAGUCCAAUGCACGGAAAUCAAACGAUUACUCAUCAGGUUCAGUCGCAGCAACAGCUAUGAAGCCUCUGUGGCCGUCAAGGACACCAGCAGAAGAUGACGUUGUUAAGCGAGGUUCCAUGCACCUGGCCUCCCCAGCUGCUGCCUCAGCUGCCAAAGACAAACACCCCAAAGUUAAGACGGCUGGCAGCAGAGAGGUGUCCAAAGACCGUGAAAAAGAGAAGACUCUCCAAAACAGCAACAGCAGCAACAAAAUUCCUCUUCUCAACAAUAAUACUAAAGCCACUGGCAGCUCCAACACACAUGCUACGAACCCCAGCUCCCACAACAGCAGCAACAGCAAAGCCCCAGUGCUUGGAAACAGCACCAAAGCCCAUGGGAAAGCUCAAGGGGAGAAGCAUGAGAACCAGGGAGGAGAAAGACCAUCCUCAAAGAGCAGAGAAAAUUACUCCUGUCCUGAGAAGAAGAACAGCUCCAGCCUGGACAAUUUACAACAGCUGCAACAAGUUGGUUUAGCUCCAGAGAAAGGAGCGAAGACCUCUUCCCAGUCUCACUCCAAGCAAACAACUAACCAGCUGUCGUUGUCCUCUCGAGAGAAAAAGCGAUCAGUUAAACCCCCCACUGUAACUCCAGUAAAGAGUGAUAUCAAGACUGACCCUAAUGGGACUAGCACUGUUAGUGGUAUUUCUUCUUCUUCCUGUCCCACGACCGCUACCUCCACUGUUUCUCCUGCCGGCCAGGGGACCCGUCGCUCUGCCCGCUCCGCUCUUUUCUCCUCACCCUCUGCUAGCAGCAGUGACAGCUCUGAAUCUGACACCCAGACUCAGACAGAGGAUGACGAUCUGCACAAAGAGCACUCACGCAGUGAGCUCCGAGACCACCACAGCCUCCUCACUCAAGGCCCUGAGGAUGAGGGUGAUGGCCCAGAAGAUGACCAUGACAGGGGUAUGGAUGAUAAACAUCAUGAGGAUGACAGUGACGGAUCAGGGUCAGCCAAGCGGCGUUACCCUCGACGCAGUGCCCGUGCACGCUCCAACAUGUUUUUUGGCCUCACACCUUUCUAUGGGGUCCGCUCGUACGGCGAAGAGGACCUUGCUUUCUACAGCAGCGGGGAUGGAGCCGGGGCUGUGGUAAAGAGGAGGGCUGGUGGCCGAAAGAAGUCAGCCGAGGGGCAAGUGGAUGGAGCAGAUGAUAUGAGCACCUCCUCUUCAUCAGGGGACAGUGGAGAGGAUGAAGACGGUGGAAUGAAACAGAGGAGUAAAGACCCUUAUUACUACAACUUCACCCGAACAAUAAUUAACCCUGGUGAGGGCCUACCGUCUAUAGAAGGGAUAGAUCAGUGUCUCGGAAGGGGCUCCCAGCUUCAGCGCUUUCUAAAAGAUGAAGAGCAGCAACAACAGAGGGCUCAAGGAAAAGCUGAGGAGGACAUGCUGAGUGCUUUGACCCUAGGUAAGCAGCGCAUUGGGCAGCUCGAUGGCGUUGAUGAUGGCUCCGAGAGCGAUACCAGCAUCUGCACCACCAGCACCACAACCACUACGGCCACCUCAUCUUCCACCCCACAUAAGAGCACUCCUAAGAGAAGGGGCAGAGAAAGGCAUACUGAGAAACCUGACUCUCAUGACUCGAGCAAGGACACUGACAGCAGUGGAGGAGCAGUAAGUGGCAACACGCGAGAAGGAAGAAAGAACCAGAAAGAAAAUUGUCUUCCUCUAGGAGUCGGAGUGAAGUCCCAGCCGCAGAGUCAGGGUCAGGAUCCUCUCGAGUUGGGUCUCAGCACAGACCUGCUUAAAUCAGACUCUGACAACAACAAUAGUGAUGACUGUGGGAACAUUUUGCCAUCAGACAUCAUGGAGUUUGUUCUGAACACACCUUCCAUGUCAAUGCAAGCUCUGGGUCAGCAGUCUGAGCCAUCCUCCUCAGAGCUGCUUCUGGAUGAGGGUUAUGUUGGUGUGGAUGUCAACCGGCGCAAAGACAUUCUGUUUGAUGACUUUUCCCAGCCACUGCCCAGUGCUGAGAGUGGAGGUGUAGUAGAGAGUGGUGUGAACAGCUCCAUAUCUGUAGAGGAGCCAUAUCUUCCACUGGAGCUGCCCUCUGACCUCUCUGUCCUGACCACACGCAGCCCGACUGUCAGCACCAGUCAGAACCACACUGCAGGAAGUCUCAUCUCAGAUACCUCAGACCGUACCAUGCUCGGCUUGACCUCUGACCCAGAGACCAUCAGUGGAGAAAAGAGUGGGGAUAAGAAAAGAGCAGGGCCAGGUGUGUCACCAUCAGAGAAUCAGCACGAUGCUACAACUUUGGGAAGCAGGGAAACACAGGUCACCGAAGGUCACAUGACUCCUGAGCAGUUUAUUCCCAGCCCUGCUCUUGGUCAGGUGGUUGAUCCUCCAGGUAACCAGGACGUUCCAAGGAGUUCUGGUACUCCUGGUUUGCCAAGUUCUCCCUCCCUGCCUCUUCAGGGUCAGAAGUACCUUCCAGCAGCAGCUGCAGCCGCAGGCAGCCCUAGUCCAGUCUCUGGACCAGGACCAUCCCAGACUCAGGUUUCCAGCCCAGCAGUCAUCAAACCAGGCCCUGACAAGCUCAUUGUGGUCAAUCAACAGUUCCAGCCCCUGUAUGUCCUUCAGACUGUCCCUAAUGGUGUCACCCAAAAAAUUAGUGCCACAGGAGUUAUGGACACUAGCUCUCCUGCGGUGCUGAGCUCUAUGACACUUACCACGGGGUUGAAUACUGGUUUAUCCCCAACUCAGCCAAUAUUUCCAGCUGGUGGUAAAGUCCUGGGCACCAUGCCUCACCCCUCUCACAUUCACACCUUUACGGGAGCCACACAGACGGGCUUCCAAACUGGAAUCCCCAGCACCACUUCAGGGCUUCUCAUUGGGUUGCCCUCUCAGCCCCAUGACCAGUCCCAGAUUCUGGUCUCAGAAGCUGGUCGACCACACGAGUUGGGUCCCAGUGUUGCCAUAGUGUCCAGCCCCUCCUCCCUCUCCUCUUCCCCAACUGUACUGGCCUCUGCUCAUGGCAGGAAAAGACCUAUCUCCCGUCUUCAGCCAAGAAAAAGCAAAAAAUUGGCCCGCUCCCGUAGCCAGCCUACCCUUGCCCCGUCUGAGGUGGGACCUCCUAACAUGACCCUCAUCAACCUGUCUUCCCCUCAGAUUACUGCUAGCAUCCCUGGCCAACCUGGUGGCCUGGUUGAGCUAAGCACCCUCUCCACCUCUCAGCGCAAGGUCCCAAAUAUUAUCAAAAGACCAAAAUCAGGUGGGGUUAUGUACUUGGAUCCCACUACUCUCCUUCAGCAAAGAAUUCCUGGUCCUGCUCAGCCUGGUAUCCUGGGUCACGAUUCCUCUACCCAUCUCCUGCCUUGCACAGUCUCUGGCCUCAACCCCAGUCAGUCAGUGUUAAAUGUUGUGUCUGUGCCCCCUAGUGGUGCUACUGGCCUUCUUGCACCAGGAUCAGUCUCCCUCUCCACCCCUGUACUCAGCUCUACUGAGAUUACUGGGCCAAUUAGCAACCUCCUGUUUAAGGCUAGUCCUCAUGGCUUGGGCCUAUCAGAUCAGCCAAUGGUCCUUCAAUCAGCAGGAGGAGCUCCUCUGAUGUCACAGCUUAGCUCCACUGUGCAGACAUCUAUAGCCAGCAGCAUCUGUGUCCUGCCCUCCCAACAGACCAUCAGCAUGGCUGUCAGCCAGCAAGGGGAGACAGAAGGCAGUAAUGUCCAGUUACAGCAUCAGUCUCAGCCUUUUAACAGAGCCCAGGCUGUGGACUCCUGUCCAAACACCACAGUUACUUUAGCACCCGGCCCAGCCACCCCUCUAAGCCCUGCCAAGGGGCGGGUUGUCGGAGUGUUCACGCAAACACCAACUUCUGCACACUCCCAGAGCAGCAGAACAACUCCUAUUUCCAGAUCAUCAGAACAAAGGCCUCCUAACUCCACCACAGUAGUGUCAGCAGCCGUUGUAGGUUCAGCAGCAGAAAAGGGCAAACAGAAGGCCAAGAGGAGCAGGCAGAAUCCAGACGUGACUAGUGGGAAGAAGCUCAAGUCCUUUCAGACAGAGGAGCAUCAUAGUAACCCUGCAGGACGACUUCCUUCAAACCCUAGUUCCAAAGAGCUGAUCUCCCCUGAACCCAUGGACACUGGCAAGCCCCCAGAUAAGGCAACCAACAAGAGUGUGCUUGGUAAAAAGAAAACAUCUGAAGGUCCCGUUCUACCGGGUAAAGCAGUGGGAAAAGACAAACCAUCUGCAGCUGGAGGAGCAGGGUCUCUUCCUGUGGCUUCACCACCCGACCAGGACGGCAACAGCAGGGAUACCGGCUUGGAUAGCAAACCCAAGAAGGGCAUCAUCUUUGAAAUCUGCAGUGAGGACGGUUUCCACAUCCGCUGUGAGAGUAUUGAAGAGGCUUGGAAAUCCCUGACUGAUAAGGUGCAAGAGGCUCGCUCCAAUGCACGACUCAAAGAACUCUCUUUUGAAGGUGUGAACGGACUGAAGAUGCUGGGAGUGGUCCAUGAAGCAGUGGUCUUCCUGCUGGAGCAGCUGUAUGGCUCCAGACACUGUCGGAGCUACCGUUUCCGCUUCCACAAACCGGAGGAAACCGAUGAACCUCCCAUCAACCCCCACGGCUCAGCUCGCGCAGAGAUCCACCACAGGAGGUCUGUAUUUGACAUGUUCAACUUCUUGGCCUCAAAACACCGCCAGCCCCCUGAGUACAGGCCGCCGGAAGACGAUGAUGAGGAAGGACAGCUCAGGACUGCCAGGCGUGCCUCCAUGGAGCUGCCACUCGCUGUGAAAUUCAAGCAGCUCAAGGCCACCUCAAAGGAGACUGUUGGAGUCUACAGGUCUCCCAUUCAUGGCCGAGGUCUAUUCUGCAAGAAAACCAUUGAUGCUGGGGAGAUGGUCAUUGAAUACUCUGGAAACGUCAUUCGGUCUGUGCUCACUGACAAACGGGAGAAAUACUAUGAUGGAAAGGGCAUUGGCUGUUACAUGUUUCGCAUUGAUGACUACGAGGUGGUAGAUGCCACAGUGCAUGGCAACGCCGCCCGUUUCAUCAACCACUCCUGUGAGCCCAACUGCUACUCUCGGGUCAUUAUCGUGGACGGCCAGAAGCACAUUGUCAUCUUUGCGUCUCGCCGUAUCUUCUGUGGUGAGGAGCUCACCUACGACUACAAGUUCCCUAUUGAGGAUGCCAGCAACAAGCUGCCCUGCAACUGCGGUGCAAAGAAGUGUCGCAAGUUCCUCAACUGAUACCUGUGUGGAAACUAUUUAAAGAGGACUGCAGGUCUGUUGAGUAGAAGUGCCACGAUGUCCUGAGGACGCCCCUGCUGGGGGUUUGCCGUGGCACUGGCUUUAUGCCGACUUUCUAGGUCCACGUAGGACCACAGCUGCAACAGGGCCCGAGCUCUGUCGGUGUCUCUGCCGCUGGUGUUGGCAGAACACAGCAGAAACAGCAGUUGUGUGUCGUACUGUAUAUGCAGGAAAGGCCGUUUUGGUGGAGGGGCCAAUUGUAGAAAUUCCAACAUAUUGUGCCUCCUUUUGUCUCAUUUACAUUUGGCAUGGGAAGUUUCACCUUCAGAGGUGAGUUAUGAAACGGUUUGAGCCUUCACAACAUUACAAUAUUAACUUUUAUUUACAUUUGGAUGAAAAAGUUACCCCUUCAUUUUAUUUAUUUAUUUUUUUUUUACUUUAGCCCAUCCUCCUUAAUUUUCUAGAGUUAUGGUCCACUAAUGCUGAGAUUUGAACAUAGACGAAAAAAAAGUCAAAGAACUUGGUUCCAUUUUACACCAAAGUGCAAUUUGUUGAAGGGACUUGGAACAGUAAUUUUACUAGAAUGAAAAAUUAGAAAUUUGUUAGAAGUUAUUAUUUUAUUUUAUUUUAUUUUGUAUUUUUAUUUAUUUUUUUGUUUGUUUUUUUUUUUUUUAAUCUCAGUGUCAGCUGUUAUUGAUGCACAUCUCCCUGUCCGAAUGUGCCCUGAUGCCUUCAGAGCCAUUGUGAUUUACUGGAACCUUCCCCUAACUGGGCUUUUUUAAAAAGCGUGUAGGUGUGUACAUUCGACACUGUAAAUAGGAGCUGCUUGUGUUUAGCAGCCUGAUGAGAGCUGUACAGGUGGAAACACUAGGGGGAGCAGUGACCACAGGAAGGAAGAGAGAAAAAAGAAACGGGGGGGGCAGAAAUGUAGAUUUGUUUAAAAAACAAAAGGUUAUUUUUGGUCGUUCGUGUAAAGGCUGAUAGCUGAGGUUGAUAUCAUCCUUUGUACUUUAAUUAACGUUUAGUCUGACAGCUUGGUAGCUAUGUAGACAUGUCGUUGAUGGGAUUAAGCCUCUGGCCUGAGAGAGAGAGGCAGCUAGAGAUUCUGGUGGACUGACAGCCAAGGGACUGGAAAACCCUACUGAUGUGCUUUAGUAGACAUAUUUAUAAUUGAAUUUUGGAGCUGUGAUGUACAAACAGCCAUGGAUCUUACAGAAACAUACAGACAGACGUGUUGCAAGUUUGUGCAUGCUGUUGUUGAUAUCAGAGUUGUUUUCGGUAAUUAUAUAAGCUCAGACUUUUGAAUCACGUUCCAAAUUACAGCAGCAAAGAGAACCAAACGUCACACCCUUGAAUUGAAUUUUCAGAUCGCUUGUUUUCUUCUUGGCCUGUUGUGAUAACAAUUACUAUGAAAAAUGUUUUUUAUUUGUAUUAAGUCUUUUAAAGUCUUGUCUGUUAUCUGUCUUUUUAUUAUGGACAGGGAAAUAUCAUGCUUGCUUUUAAAAAAACAAAUGUAAAUAAUGUAUAUUUUUCUACAAAAAGACUUAAAAAGCACUCACUAGUGAAUAGCACUUAAUGAUGGUAUUUAUAUUUUUAAAAAAUCGUAUUUAUUUUAUUGCCAUUUUUGUAGGAAAUAGAGGUUUACAAACACUAAUGCUUGGUCUCUAUGUUUUGUAUUCCGCUGCCUUUUCAAAGUUGUUUUUGUCGUAAUUUUAUUUCUCUUUUUUAAUUUGUAGCCUGAAUGUUUUCUUUGAUUCCAAAGACUGACGCUGGUCUGUGGCUUGGUCCCCUUUUAGUUCAGUCCACCAGUAGCUCUUUAUCUAUCCCGGGCCGUUGGGUCAGAGCUGACGUUUUUUUUUUUCUUUUCUCAUUGUUCCAGUUCUAGCUGGCAGUGUGGCAGUCAUGUGAACUAAUAAUAUGCACUUGAGAGAGUUUAGAUUGUUGUUCCAUAGCAGAUAUCUACUCUCUCCAGCCUUAUUGUCUCCACGCCACAUCACACCAAGAAUCAAGUCCACUUACAUUCUGCUACCAGGCAGUCCUUAUCAAAAUGAUUCGGGUUUUCUUGUCGCUAAUAAACCAUGGGUCGACAGAGUUGCGGCCGAUUGGCCAUAUACAGACUAUUCACGUUUAAAAUAUAACCAGUCCUGUCAGUUUAAAGCGCUGUGUCCCUCUGCAGUCUAUAAUAAAGAGGUGCCUUUAUUUUAAGAUACCAACAGCAUUCGACAUAUCUCCGUUGAUUCAAUCCGUUUAUUUAAAAAAAAAAAAAAACACUUUGUUUUGGUGACCACUCAUCAGUGCUCACCAGCAUUUGGAAAUUACUUUUUAUUCUUUUGUGCAGUCUCCUCGUGGUUUGCCUUAGUUGUAAUGCCUCUUCUCUCUCACAAGCCUUCAUGUCCUGGACCGAAUAUUUAACUAAGACUGUUUAGACUGACUGGUUCUGAAGCCACUUACUUUGUUUUUGUCCCUUAAUUGAUUUAUUGUUGUCCGCCGUUCAUGCUGACUUCGUUAUCACCUAAAGGCCGUUAGCAGUUUCUCCCACACUGCCCUUUGUUGUUGUGAACUGAAAAAAAAAAAAAGUGACCCACACAUGGUUUGCACUUUAGCUGUGACACAGGCACUGAAUAGACAUAGGAAAACUCAGCUCUUUUCUCCAGACAGACAAUGCAACUCCAAUGCUGAAACCACAAGCACAGAUAGUCACUGAGGAUACUUUGAGUUUGUGCAUUAGGCCCUGAGUUCAGUCAACCUAGAACUGGUCUUGAUGACUCUUGAAAGUCGUGUUUUGAGGCCCUAGCAAAGUGCACUUGACUCUUUUUCUGCAACAAAGUGAAGGCAGGGACCACGCCAGCAGCCCUUUCCUUCCUGAAGGUGCAGACUGUACAAACCUCGGCUGUGCUUUUCCAUACAGGGCCCGAGAUCAGGUCUUGUCAGGUCUUGAAGCCCCAUCCACCCUGACUGACAUGCCAGCCUUGUGGCUGUACAGCUGCACUCGCACUGGGCUUGCUGGGUUCUGCUGCUAAGGUCAGCAAUGAAUGUAUAUUCCUCCUCCACAUCACCAGACUUGUGAUGAUGUCGAAUCUUUGUCAGCUACAUUUGUUUUCAGUUCGUCAACAACCCUGGUAGAUAUGGACGAUGUGUAGAUAUGACCUCAAGCUGGGCGGCAGCAGCAGUUUCAUUUCAGCACUGGGAAUAAUACUGACGUGUGAACAGCAGUGGUGUUUCUGUCUGUAGGACAACAGGUUCUUAACUGGGUUAGCUCAACAGUUCACGUUAGCAUCGGUGAUAACACGUUAACUGAUGCCAAGGGCUCUGUCUAUGACUCUUACUUCUUGAGAUCCACUUCUGCAUUUUCAGGGUCAGAGGGUGAACAAGAAGUCAUUUAGUUCUGGGUUUUAAAUAACAUAUACAAUAAGGAAAUGGUCUCUGUUGUUUCUUUGGACUUCAUUUUACCAUGCCACACCAGUGGCCCUUCUCCGUCACUAUCUGUAAUUAUAGUAUAAAUACAUAACAAUAUUAUACGGAAACAUGCAUAGUAAUUUCUUGUACUUUAGUAUCUAUACAAUAUAUGGAAUGGACAGACAAACUUAGUUACAGUAGCAAAACAGCAGAUUUAUAAUGGUUAAUAGCAAUGUUUCAAUGUACUCUAUAAUGGUUUUGUGUUACAGUACUAUCAGAUGAAACUAACGUGCAUCAUUCUUUUGUAUAUCGAUAUCCAGUACCAAUUUUGCUGUGCCUGUGAGUGUUCCUUCGCCCGCAAGGAACAUUGCAGUGUUUCUUUUUAUUUACUUUCUGGAAAGGAAACGGUUUUUAUGUGAUGAGAAAUGUAACUGUGUUAAUGUGGUUGUGAACUUCUUGAGGUCAGCCAUUUUGGUUUUUUGGAUUUUUUGUCUUUUUUUUUUUGGUUCUUGUUUUUUUUUUUUUUUUUUCCCCUGGUUGUUGUAGUGAAUGUUUUUCUGUUUUUUUUUCUUUGUAUGUUUUAACAGGGACUUUUUAGACGGCUUACUUGAUGUGGUAUAAAUUAAGAGUUUGGUUUGUGGAGACUGAUCAGAAGUUUUAAAGAUCGCGCCAAAAUGGUGUUUUUCAUUUUGGAAACCUCUCAUGUCUCCCUGACCACCUCUCUCUCCUCCGAAGCUUUGGUUGUACUUAUCAUGUACUGUUUUUAUAGAAAGUCAUAAUGCUGAAAUAAUGCUGAUGUUGAAAACAUUUAAUUUAUUUAUUUUGUGCAACAUCCACCCUGAAUUGUUCUUUUACAAGUCAAGGUCUGGGAGAGGUCGGACAAGUACUUAACAUGUAUUUGUAAUUUUCUACUUGUUUCUUGUGUAUAGAUGUUGUCAGCCUAGGAUGGGAUGUGGUGUCACGGAGGGAGCGGACAUAGGAUGUGCUAACAGAGGGAUCAUGGAUCAUGAACAGGCUUGUUUUCUUAUGCCUUGAAUAUACCUUUGUCUUAUCAAUAUUCCUCUCUGCUCUCUGUAAUAACGGUUUUCAUGAGUUCAACAGUCAUAUUUUCUCCCGUUUUAACAGUGUUCUUUCAAUACACAUCAACGAAAUGAAGGAAAACCACCACAGUGAAAAUAAACCACAAACUACUUGGUUGAAUGUAUAAUUAGGAAACAAAGUUGUAUAUAAGUGUAAAAAGAAAAGUUUCUAAUCAUGUUUAUUUUCUAUGCACUUUUUUAUUUAAGUGAUAGUUUAAAUAAUAAACAUGUCUCCUUUA